This is a messenger RNA of Lactuca virosa, 1596 nucleotides long. Lineage: Eukaryota; Viridiplantae; Streptophyta; Magnoliopsida; Asterales; Asteraceae. The record is from the annotation of a GenBank genome assembly.
GAAAAAAACAAAAACUGAGGCCUCAUCCGCCAUUGAUGAAAACCAUGAAAUCAACUGCAAAAGUCCUCCCACCCUACUUGACUUUUACACACACUCACACACACAUAUAUAUAAACAGACAUUGUUGGAAGCUGUAAUAGUUGCUUUUGAAUAUUGAACUCACUGAUCGCCGAAAUGAUGUGUGGAAUUUGUGCGAGUGAUUGUCAAUGGCUAAUAUUUCAAUUCGCAAUGCUGCUGCUUCUAUAUAGCAUCCAUUUCGAGAAAGUAACUAGUUCUAAUCUACCACAAUCUCCGAUUGAGUCUCCUUUGAAUCCCCAACCUGUUCUUCCACUCAUUGCACCUUCACCAUUGAUGCCAUUCACAAAUAUCAGCAUGCCAAAUCUAUCAGGAAACUGUCCACUAAACUUUUCAAAUGCCGAAACUGCCCUCACUACAACAGCAAUCGAUUGCUGGGGUUCACUAGCUCCAUAUCUAGCCAACACAAUAUGUUGCCCUCAACUCGAUGCCACAAUCAAGAUCUUAAUAGGCCAAUCUAGUUUCUCUUCAGGAACACUUUCCCUCAACAAAACUCAUUCCAAAAAUUGUCUUUCAGACAUCACACAACUUCUAGAAGCUCAAGGCUCUAACAACCAACUUCUAGAAAUCUGCUCAAUCCACCCUUCAAACCUCUCAGAUUCUUCUUGCCCUUUUGUUCAUCUUAUUGAUAUUGAAAACACCAUCAACAUUCCUACAAUCAUUGAAUCUUGUGAAAAGAUUGAUCCUGUGAAAGAGUGUAGGGACAAAAUUUGUCAGAGUGCGAUUACAGAUGCUGCUGUUAAGAUUGCUUCUAGAAAGAUUGGAAGUCGUUUAUCAGGUGAUGACGUGGCUAUGGUUGAUGAUUGUAAGAAGAUUGUUCUUCAAUGGCUUGCGAGUAAAUUUGAUUCAUCGUAUGCUAAUAAAGUUCUACGUGGGAUUUCGAGUUGCAAGAUUAACAAAGUUUGUCCUCUUGUUUUUCCCGACAUGAAAAACAUUUCGAAUGAAUGUGGAAACAAGAUUAGGAACCAAAACGCGUGUUGUGAUGCCAUGGAGAAGUACAUGACUUAUAUACAAAAUCAAAGCUUCAUUACAAACUUGCAAGCUUUGAAUUGCGCGAAUUUGCUUGCUGAUAAUUUGCAAAAACUUAAUGUCUCCAAUAACAUAUACAACAUUUGUCACAUAAAACUCAAAGAUUUCUCCCUCCAAGUUGGAUCACAAGGGUCGGGUUGCCUUUUUCCAAGCUUGCCUUUUGAUGUGACGUAUGAGCAAAGCACAGGAAUUGAUUUCAGAUGUGACCUUAAUGAUAACGUUGAAGCGCCAUGGCCUUCUUCUUAUACUUAUUCUCCUUCUCCAAUAAAUCUUCCAGCACUUCCUAAAGCAACAUCCGAUCAGAGUGGGCUGCGGAGUACACUGUUCCUUUCGACUUUGUUGCUGCUCAACUUGUUCACGUGAUGCUUCUCAGACCUACGUACAUGGCCUGCUUUUUGUAGUGUAAAAUAGUUAUAAGAAUAAAAAAUAUCAUUAAUAUUAAUGUAUUUCUUAAAAGAAUUUGUACAUGUAAUACGUAUUCGUCCUUUUGGG